AUGCCCGUGCCUACAGAAGAACAUUUAACCGAAGACGAGUGGGAUACCAUAGACCAUCAGUUAAGUGACUACGAAGACGAUUUACAAGACAAGUCUUUAUUGGAAAGUGAGUGGAACAAAAUCUUAGACAAUUGGAACUGGUACUAUUGCGAACCAAACAACAGUUAUUUCAGGGAUUUUGAAGAUCAAUUGAAUUAUUACAGAAGAUUUCGAAAUAUUUGGAAACUGUUUGUAGUACUGCAAGAUAUUAGUGAUUGGAACUAUUUGAAGAUGACAACUCAAGAGAUUCUGUGCGAAGAUUUGGAGGAAGCGAGUCAAGUGCUUCAGUUACUGGAGUUGCAUUGGACAGAAGAGACAAGUAUUCUUUGCCUUCAUGUUCUAAUGCGAACCCUGAUAGCAACCGCAAUAGAAUUGAAGGAUUUGACGGCCAAGAAGAUGUGGGUAACAAUAGCGACAACAAUGAAGAAGAUCAUGAAAGUGAUGAAGAAACAGGACGUGCCUCUAAAUUCACCGAUUUCGUUCGAAAAGUUUACCGACUUAUUAAAAAACGAAGAGUUAUACAUGAAAUUAUACACUUUAAAAGCGAAGAAAACUGCUAUAGAUAUGUUAGAGAGUGCCUUAAAACGCGAUCAAUGGCAAACUUCGAACUGUUCUUUUGGCACAGAGACCACCUUCAUGUCGUCCACGACUGCUCCUUCUGCGAUUCCAAGUGCAAGUGUAGUCGAUACCAACAAUUGCGGAGCGACCGUCGAUUCUCUAGAAAAACUUUUUGGAAUUUCCGACUUCGAAUCGAAUACUGGAACAAUCUCUUGCUUUAUUCAGAAAAAGAAGAACGAUUCAUUAUUUUCCUUAAAUGUGGAAAGUCCAUCUGGGUUCGAAGUCGUGAAGUUGGAGGUUUAUCCCAGCACCGACAUCAUGGAUUUGCCCAAGCAGGAGUGGUGGAGGUAUGCGAAGACCAAAGCAAUCUUUGCAAUCCCUUCUCCUGUGGAUCCCCUGAAGAUGGCAGUAGAUCGCUUGACGGUGAUGGCGGGCAAAGCGCUAAAGGAAAAUCCACAAUGCAAAAUGGAAAGAAAGAAAACAAGUUCAUCGCGUGGCUUCGGGAACAACCGACAAGCCCCAUAUUGA
Molecule: messenger RNA, 1125 nt
Organism: Brassicogethes aeneus
Lineage: Eukaryota; Metazoa; Arthropoda; Insecta; Coleoptera; Nitidulidae
Source: the annotation of a GenBank genome assembly